GAACGGUCCGGUCGGCUGAAUCUUUGUUUAUUUCUCUUUUCAAUAUAACUUGAUUUCUGGUGAACAGCUAAUAUCUGUUUAGAAACCCAUGUCAGAACGCUCUCUGCUGGGUGAACAAAAAGAAGAGCCACCGCCACCACCUUCGAAAAUACCAGAAACUGUAAAGAAAAUAAUAUCGAUGGAGAAGGAGAACGAAAGCAACGCGACGCGUAAGUCAAGGAUCGACCUCAAUGCCUUACCGACACGGCAAUACUUGGACCAAACUGUGGUCCCGAUACUCUUACAAGGGCUAUCCGCCUUGGCUAAGGAGAGGCCACCGGACCCAAUCAACUACCUCGCAGCAUACCUUUUGAAGAACAAGUGUACCUUUGACAAUCCUACCUCUGGCUCAAAUAAUAAUGCACCACAGAAUCCACAAUCAUAAUAGCUAUUAAAGUGACUGGUUUUAUAGUUGGAAUUAUAGUUAGCAGCUGGAAUGUAGCAGCUUCAUAUCUCCCUUUCUCACAUUGUCAAGUAAAUUUCAAAGAAAGAGGGAAUAUGAUGUAUCUGGACACUCUGGUUGUAUUGUCGCCUAUAGUUUACCCAUUAGUCUUAAGUACUUAUGACAUGUAUAUUUGGGAUGAACAAUUGUUUUCUGAGCAAUUUUCAUAACUUACCUGUGUUCACAUAGCAAUGUUUAUAAUGUUAUUGCUACAAACAAGUAAUUUAAAACUUAAGAAUACUACACUACAUGAUAGCAAGCUUGACACAGACACUAUAUAGCGUGAUACAGCAAUUGUGUGCAAUUGGGUGAUUGAGCUCAUUAGUAACAUACACAACUGUGCAUUCCAACAUGUACCAGUUUCAUGCAGUCUGUCCUGCGCUACUAGCCUUUACAUGUAUGCUCCUGAGCAAUCAUGCGGUAAAGAACUUUAGCUUAAAAUAUUUCAAACAGGUCGCGCAUGAUUUCGUGUGCAGGCUUUCCUGCGUGCAAUCCUGUAUUCUCCUGAUCACGCACAAAGUGACUGUGUAAAGCUUGGCCUAUUGUUAAUUGUACUUGAAUGAAACAUUUUCUGUUUGAAUUCAAAUUUAGAAGGCUGAACGAGCUAACAUUUAAGUUUUAUCACACAUUAUGAGUUCGAAGUUUGAAUUUAGUUUUGAGUAUGUUGUUCAAUCUGGUAUUGUUAUUUUUAUUUAAAAAAUCAGCACUAUCAUCAGUGUGUGUUAGCUCCUGAAACAAAUUUUUACACUGCGCUUUUAAAUUCGAUGUUUUUUUUGCGCAGUUGCAGUGACACUCGUGACAUGCGCGCGCCAUUUUUACAGUCAACUUCAACUUUUAUAUGUAUGGCUCCGUCGUUUAGCGAGACGAUUUCGCCAACGUCAGGGUUGACAGACAUGUAGAGUGGUGGUGAGAUAGAUUGCCGCUUAUUAUUUUUACAGUCGAAAUUUGUAAACUAAAAAUUACUGUCACUGUCAGAUCCGUCACAGGCUGUAUAGUAUUAUGCCAAAGCCGUUAAAACUACAUAAAAAGUCGCGCCACUGCAGUGCUUCUACAAGCAUCUAUUUUAAAGUUUUUUCAAUUCUUUCAAGUUGUCCUUACGACUUUCAAAGAUUAUUUCAAUUGACACAUCUAAGUUACAAGUAGGUACUUAAUAUAUAAAACUCAUAAUGCUUUGUCUUUUUUUUUUCAAUUCUAUAGUGGAGUUCAAACAAAAUGAUGCUUCCAACAAACUUAAACUCCAUAAACAUAAUUAAUAAUAAUUGUAAAUGCCACGACAUCCAAACCUUUUUUUUUGUUCACCCAUUAUUAAUGUUAAUCAAAUAUUUUCUCAUAUGUGAUGCUUAGCAUUUUUGUAUAAUAUUCAACAUG
This is a messenger RNA of Hyposmocoma kahamanoa, 1849 nucleotides long. Its product is annotated as protein dpy-30 homolog. The transcript is spliced from 2 exons. Gene Ontology annotation, cellular component: Set1C/COMPASS complex. The record is from RefSeq and is a predicted model, not a curated record. NCBI's taxonomy places the organism in Eukaryota, Metazoa, Arthropoda, Insecta, Lepidoptera, Cosmopterigidae. The coding region runs from base 89 to 424 and encodes 111 amino acids.